Messenger RNA from Polypterus senegalus (gray bichir), 2621 nucleotides. RefSeq names its product aryl hydrocarbon receptor interacting protein (gene aip). The coding region runs from base 47 to 1036 and encodes 329 amino acids. The transcript is spliced from 6 exons. The record is from RefSeq and is a predicted model, not a curated record. Lineage: Eukaryota; Metazoa; Chordata; Cladistia; Polypteriformes; Polypteridae. Gene Ontology annotation, molecular function: protein binding; peptidyl-prolyl cis-trans isomerase activity.
GGAGACCAUUCCGGAAAUUGCCGAAGCUGUUGUUCUAAGACCAAAGAUGGCAGACCUUAUCGUUAAGUUAGCAGCAGACGGCAUCCAGAAAAAGAUUCUUAAUGCAGGCAAACAACCGCUGCCGGCGUUUAUCGAAGGAACCAAGGUUAUUUUUCACUAUAAGACCACAUUGCCUAGUGAAGAUGCCACUGUUAUUGAUGACAGCAGAAAAAGGACCAAGCCCAUGGAGCUUAUCAUUGGCAAGAAGUUCAAGCUACCUGUGUGGGAGACGAUCCUGGUGACCAUGUGUGAGGGAGAAAUUGCAGAAUUCCUUUGCGACACUAAGCACACAGUCCUCUACCCAAUGGUGUCCAAGAGUCUCCGAAAUAUCGCUGCUGGUAAAGAUCCACUAGAAGGGCUUCGUCACUGCUGUGGCAUGGCACAGAUGCAUGACCAUCAUUUACUUGGACAUCCGGACCUUGAUGAUUUGCACAAUAGCCCACGGCCUCUCAUCUUUACUAUUGAAGUACUUCAGAUCCAAGUGCCUGGCUCCUACAGGCAGGAAGCUUGGGCAAUGACUGACGAGGAGAAGCUGGCAGCGGUCCCCGAAAUUCACGAGGAGGGCAACAGGCAGUUCAAGGAGGGUGAUAUUAAAGGAGCUGCUGAAAAGUAUCACGAUGCCAUUGCCUGCCUUAAGAACCUGCAGCUGAAGGAGAAGCCUGGUCACGAGAAUUGGAUUAAAUUGGACCUGAUGAUCACACCUCUACUAUUAAACUUUUGCCAGUGUAAACUUAUCCAGGGGGAAUACUAUGUGGUGUUGGAUCACUGCUCUUCUAUACUCUACAAAUAUGAAGACAAUGUGAAGGCGUAUUUCAAGCGUGGAAAAGCCCACGCGGCAGUCUGGAAUAUGAAGGAGGCCAGCGAUGACUUUGCCAAGGUGUUGCAGCUCGACCCUUCCCUUGGUCCUGCUGUGAAAAAGGAGCUGCGAGAUAUGGAGAAGAGAGUGCGGGAGAAGGAGAUCGAAGAUAAAAAACGAUUUAAAGGCCUCUUCCAGUGAACGGGGAUGGCCCUUGCGGACACCAUGGGGUCAGGGGAAGGCGUCACAUGUUUACUGGCUUAUCGCCCAGCUGGCCGGUCUGUGAUCACCUUUUUCUUUUCCAUGUCCUUGUGAAUGUGUUGGGCUCUCAGCAGCCUUAUCUCUGUCUUGUAUGUUUGUUUUGUAUUUAUGGCAGUACAAUCACUUCUUCACUGCUUUUAUUCUUGUGCUUACUUCAACUCUGUAUAUAUUCCUUUAUAUAUAUAUAUAUAUAUAUGUAUAUAAAUAUAUCAUGCACAGUGUGCAUCCCAGUCCCUUGUUUUCACAUCCUUUUUAUUCUAGUCUGAUCCAUAUUUGGAUAGUGACACACUUAAAUCAGACGCCAAUUUUAUCUCGUAACUGAACUCCCUUUGUUUUUCAGUCCUUUCUUUCCCGGUAGGUGGCUUUAACACAGCAGGUUCCAUUUUUAGGCAUUAAGGUUGUGUCAAUUUCUAACCCACUUAAUCCAGACAAGGACCACGGGUUGGGGAGGCUGAAGUCUAUCCCAGCAACCGUAAGAUGCAAGGCAGGAAGAAGUCCCGGACAGGGCACCAGUCCAUCGCACCACCCAAACACACACUAGGGCUAAUUUGGAAUUAGUGGAAUUUCAGUCUAUACUCCAUACUUUUUAAAGGAAAAGCUCUUCUGAGCCUGUAACUGACAUACUUGCGUAAUAAAGUCGAUGUUAAGUUCUUCUAGUUGUUGGGUAUGUCAGAUUUGCCCACCACAGUUGCUGGUUUCAUCACCGGGCCAUGUCAAUUUAAAGGUCUGAAAAUCGCUGUCCUCAUUUAUAUUUACUGACUGAGAGCUGACCUUCCAGCACGGUCGCGCUCACUGCUUUUUUGUGACAGCCAAUAGUGUCCUGCAUGUUGGAGCCCAUGCUGUAUGAAAAGGUUAACAUGUACAGGGAGACCAAUCGUAGUCUUAGCCAUUUUUUAUUCUUUUUUUCUGUUCUGUUACGUAUAACAUAUUAGGCAGAAGAGCUUCUGUUUGGUUAGUGAGGUCCAAAAUACCCACGUUCCUUGUUCCAUGUUGCUACGUUAUAUGAAUUGUACCUACAGCUAAAGACAAAAUCAAACCUUUUUGAUUUUUAUCAGAGUGAUCUUGUGAACUAGUUGGGGGAUGAGCCAUCGGGCAUGUCACAUUAGGCGACUGCCUACAGUCCACCAAGAUUGUUUUUAAAAUGAAGGCUAUGGCCAAAGAGCACUAGAAAAGUCAUGUGACAUGGCCAAGAGGCUUCUUGGUCCACUAAUUCCAUGUCGGCGUCAGCAGCCCCAGCAGUAAUCCCCGUCAGUUCCAUCGAUUGUCUGACAUUUUUUUUUUUUGUUCUAAAAACCUUUACAUCAUGCAGUAAAUUCUUUAUGCUAGCCCCACAUUACAGGAUAUGUGCCACAAUUUUGGGUCAGUUCAAUGCUUCUAGCAAUCACAAAAAGUGUCCUCUUCCCAGAUUAUUGUACGAUGUGAUGCACAGAUUAAUGUUAACUUCCUGGAUGUACUCGACAAGCCUUUGGGAGCCGUCCCUCAUAUUUAAAUUGUAAUUAUUAUUAUUAAACAAUUCCAAUAUUAA